AGUUUAAUCAAAUAAUACCAGAAGUAAAAGCUAAGUGGAUAGCAACAAAUAAAUUUAACUAUUCACCUGAAAAUUCUGAAAAAUCUAAUCAGGAAACUGAUACUGAAUCUAGACUUGAAAUUUCAUAUUCAGAGUCUCUUUCAACUAAUCCUUCUGUAAAUAAAUUAAAUAAAAAGUUUAAAAAAGCAAACAAACAAAUUCAACAAGACAAUCUGGAGCCUACAGAAACACCUUUGAUAUCAACUUCUCAAAAUCCUCCUCUAAACAUAAAUAAUCAAAAUAAAAAUACUGAAUCUUUAAAUUUUGAAAAAGCUUACUUUAAUACUAUUAAUCAAAAAGAACAAACUAAUAUGUAUAUUCCUGAUGAUUCUCAUGGAAUGGUUGAAGCUUGUAGAGCACCAGUUGACUUUACCAACAUGUGUCAACACCAAGCACAAAAUCAACAACAAACCCCUCCUCCUAAAUUUGAUAAUCAACAAGCACUUCAAACACUUUUAAGAGACAUAAAUGAAAUGUUUGAAAUUAAUGCUGCCCGAGCUGCAGUAGCAACAACAAAUCCUAAAGAGUAUAAAUUAAUUGACUUUCCUAUUUUUUUAGGAGAUAAUAAUAAAGACCCAAUAGAAUGGAUUGAAGCCUUUACUAGAGCAUGUAUUGGUAAUAAUGUAAAUGAAACUAGAAGGCUAGCAAUUGUACCAAAUUUUCUCAAAAGAAAUACUCUUUCUUGGUAUAAUCAAAACAAAGAUAGCUUUCAAGUUUGGAAAAGCAAUAUCCAUCCUACUCAUGCAUUUACAAAUCUAUUUGAACAAAAAUUCUCAGCUCUUACUCAACCACAAACUAGUAGACGUGAAGAGUUGAUAGAAGUUGCACAAUAUGUAGGUGAGUAUACCCAAAACCAAAACCCCUUAUUCAAUAAAGAAGAAAUAAUAUACUUGUUUUUGUUGGAUGAAAUAGAUGAAUUGUUAGAUAAAGAAGAUAAUAAUAAUAGUGAUUUAGAGAACCAAUUUCAUAAUCUUUGGACUGAGUAUAAUGAAACAAUAGAAAUACUCGGAUUGAAUACAGUUGGAAAUACCUUUUCUCAACUUGAUAAACAACUUAUAGCAAAUGUUAAAAUAGAAAAUAUUGACAAUCCUCCUCUUCCAGAUAUAUUUAAACUAAUUCAACCAGAAAUAAAUAAAAUAAAAGACAAGAGAAAAAGAAGCCCAGAAAGUUUCUAUACAUAUUACUAA
Molecule: messenger RNA, 1226 nt
Organism: Dentiscutata erythropus
Lineage: Eukaryota; Fungi; Glomeromycota; Glomeromycetes; Diversisporales; Gigasporaceae
Source: the annotation of a GenBank genome assembly